This is a messenger RNA of Triticum turgidum subsp. durum (durum wheat), 1695 nucleotides long. NCBI's taxonomy places the organism in Eukaryota, Viridiplantae, Streptophyta, Magnoliopsida, Poales, Poaceae. The record is from the annotation of a GenBank genome assembly.
AUGGCCGGCGUAAACUGGGCGACGCAGGGCAGGACGUUUGACAGGAGGGCGGUGGGCACGGGCCCAGCCACAACCCGCUUGGGGGAGGAUACGCUCAGCCCCUGCACGUCAUCGUUGUUGAAGUCGAGAGGGCUUGUGAGGGCCUCCAACAUAGCAUUUUCAAACUCCACCUGCAUGCAGUCUGUGUGCGGUGGCGGUGGGAGGGCGCAUCCUAAGUCGGAGAAGAACACCGCAAUUGGGUCUUUCUCCAGGGUCCUCAACGCCCUUGGCAGCAGCGAGAGGGGUAGUGUAGCGCGCAACACCGUGGUUGACGUGGGGGAGGUGCCCGGCUACGUGCUCGGGUGGGUGCGGUUUUCCUCCUCCGAGGGGGAGGGGGGGAGCCCGCUCUGGCCGAAGUGGGAGGAUUGCGGCGAGAACGGGGUCCAAUAUAUGCAGAAACCACAAGCCACCCGCCAGUUGGAAAUGGACAAGCACGGUCGACCUCUGCUUGCUCUGCUUCCCCUCCUCCUCUGCCUCUCCCUGCUCCGGGCCAGCCCGGCGGCUUCGGUCACCGCCGGCAACCCCGACGGCACGGAGCUCUGGGGGUUCGUCGAAGUCCGACCAACGUCGGGGGUGGGCAUCGGCAACUUCAUGGAGGUCGGGCCCCUCGACGUCAACCUGAAGCCUCGGAACUCGACGUGGCUGCAGAAGGCCGACCUCAUCUUCGUGGACAACCCUGUGGGUGUCGGGUACAGUUACGUUGAGGACGACAGCCUACUGGUGACGACUGACUGGCAGGCGGCCACGGACGCCACCACGCUCCUCAAGGCGCUCGCCAAGGAGCUGCCCACCCUGCAGCAGGGGAGCCCCCUCUUCCUCGUCGCCGAGUCCUACGGCGGAAAGUACGCGGCCACGCUCGGCCUCUCCGUCGCAAGGGCCGUCCGUGCCGGCGACCUCAAGAUCAAGCUCGCCGGCGUCGCGCUCGGGGAUAGCUGGGUCUCGCCGGAGGAUUUCACGCUCGCUUACGCGCCGCUGCUCCUGGAGGUUUCGAGGCUGGACGACAACGCCGGCGACGCCGCCAAGAAGAAGGCGGCGACGGUGAAGGAGCAGAUCGCGGCCGGGCGGCUGGCCGACUCGCAGGGGUCGUGGUCGGAGCUGUUGGAUUUCAUUGACUCCAAGAGCGCCAGCGUCGACAUGUACAAUUUCUUGCUCGACGCCGGCAUGGACCCGGUGGCCGCGGACCUACCGGCGACCUCGUCGACUCCGACGACGUCGAGCAGCGCGCAAGUGAUGAAGUACUCGACGUACCUCGGCGGCAGCCAGGAGGAAGCCGGCUCCAACACCACCAACACCCUCGGCGGCAUCAUGAACGGGGUCGUCAAGGAGAAGCUCAAGAUCAUCCCCAAAGAUCACGAAUGGGAUGGGCUGAAGAACUUCCUGAGCCUGCCGAGGCAGCCUCUGUCCUGCGGAUCAUCCAAGGUCACCAAGGCCUUCGUCAGAUCCUACAAGAACCUGCAUUUCUACUGGAUCCUCGGCGCCGGCCACUUCGACACCAAAAAGCUGUUGCGGCUGUGCGGUGGCGGAUGUGGCGGCGAAAGUGGGGUGGUGACGGUGCGGUCGAUUGGAAGAGAGGCGGUGGAUCCAGACGGCGGGAUGGUGCAACAAUGGCAGUGGUGGCCAGAUCCAGCUGGAUUCGGUGGGACGGCGGCAGCGUAG